Rotaria sordida is the source of this 1179-nucleotide messenger RNA. NCBI's taxonomy places the organism in Eukaryota, Metazoa, Rotifera, Eurotatoria, Philodinida, Philodinidae. The record is from the annotation of a GenBank genome assembly.
AUGUCGGAUACAAAUACAGUUAAUACUUUGGAACGUCUUGCUAAUUUGCUCCGUAUUCAUAGUAUUCAAUCAACACAAGAAGCAAAUUCGGGUCAUCCAACUAGUUGUUCAUCAAUGGCUGAAAUAACAAGUGUACUUUUUUUUAAUGUUAUGCGUUAUGAUCCAAAGGAUCCACGUAAUCCAGCUGCUGAUCGUUUUGUUCUUUCUAAAGGACAUUGCGCUCCGAUACUUUAUGCUGCUUGGGCAGAAGCUGGUGCUUUUCCAGUAUCCGACUUAACCAAUUUACGAAAAAUUAAUUCUGAUCUUGAAGGUCAUCCAACACCCCGAUUAAAUUUUGUUGACGUUGCUACCGGUUCAUUAGGUCAAGGUUUAGGUUUUGCAUGUGGUAUGGCAUAUGCUGGAAAAUAUUUCGAUCAAUCUGAUUAUCGAGUUUAUUGUGUACUUGGUGAUGGUGAAUGCUCAGAAGGUAGUGUUUGGGAAUCAUUUGCAUUUGGUUCAUUUUAUAAACUUGAUAAUCUUUGUGCUAUCAUUGAUGUUAAUCGACUUGGACAAAGUGAUCCAGCACCAUUACAACAUGAUAUGGAAACAUAUCGUAAACGUGUUGAUGCAUUUGGAUGGCAUCCAAUUGUUGUUAAUGGACAAGAUGUUACUCAAUUACUUGCUGCUUUUAAAGAAGCAUCAGAAACAAAAGAUAAACCAACAUGUAUUCUAGCCAAAACAUUUAAAGGUAGUGGUUUAAAAGGUAUAGAAAAUGAAUUAGAUUGGCAUGGAAAACCAUUGGGUGAUAAAGCAAAUGAAAUAAUUGCUCAUUUAAGAGAAUUAGUUAAUGAAAAAACAUUAGUUCGACCACAAAUUUCAAAAAUUACUGCUAAAGUUGCAGAAAUUAAAAAGGAUAAAGAAAUUAAAUUAUCAUCACCACCAAAUUAUGAUGGCAAAAAAGAGGUAGCUACACGUCUUGCACAUGGUACUGCUCUUGAAAAAUUAGGCAAAGGUUGUGAAUAUGUUAUUGCAUUAGAUGGUGAUACGAAAAAUUCAACUUAUUCAAUUAAAUUUCGUGUAAGAUAUUUUAUUCAAAUAUUAAUAAGAAAUAUCGAGGAUCAGAAUCACAGGAAAGAGAAGUUACUGAAACUCGAACUAUGAAGAAAAAAAGUUGUCCCAACUGAAACUGAAAUCUUCUAU